Andrographis paniculata is the source of this 3178-nucleotide messenger RNA. RefSeq lists its product as uncharacterized. Lineage: Eukaryota; Viridiplantae; Streptophyta; Magnoliopsida; Lamiales; Acanthaceae. The record is from RefSeq and is a predicted model, not a curated record. The transcript has 2 exons. The coding region runs from base 1182 to 3077 and encodes 631 amino acids.
GUCGUUUAGUGUUGAUUUUUAAUUUUUUUGGCACAGUGAUCUUAAGGGCUGUCUGUUUAUUGUUUUUGUAGAUAUUUUUUUGGGGAAUUUAAGAGAUAUGUUUUAGUUUUUUGUUAUUGAGCAUCUCUUUUCAUCGUUUGUGCUGAAAAUUUUCCGUGGAUUGUUGUUGUUAUAUCUUGUGCUGGUGUUAGAUUGUGAAAUUGCUUACAGCUGCAAACACAAUUCAGUGAUUGACAUACGCGCGUGUAGGGAGUUUUGUUGAUUUCCCAAUUUUCUGUUGUUUGAAUUUCCUUUUAAUUGAUGAAAAGGGGGUGAAUUUGAUGACUAAUGAAAAUUUCAUGUGGCAGCAGCAAGAGCUUUUAAAUUAAACCUGCUUAAAGAGAAGAGAUCGACUCUUUGCUCAUCUUUUAAUUAUGUCUUUGUGGAUCUCAUUUUUCAGAGGCGAAUAUCUUGUUGGGAGGUGGGAUUACUAGCUUUAGUAAAGGUGGAGAGUAACCCUAAGAUAUAUUGAAAGAUCAAUAUAGCAUAAUUCUGAGAAUCUUUUUUCAAGUUCGGGACUAGUCAACUUUUCUUCAGAGCUUCUUGUCUAAUUGUUCCUUGACCUAUGUGAGAUUCUAAAUGUUCCUUGUGGUAUUUGUACCUGAUAUGAAUUGAGAGGGAGAGGGGGAGAGAGAGAGAGAGCUACAACUCACUCAACCUUAUACAGCCUUUGUCAAGUAGCUUGAAAACCUGGUUAAAUAGCAUAACUGCAAACAAUAUUACAAUCUCUGUAGAAUAAUUUCGACAAGUUACGAGGAUGAUUUGCCAUGGCCCUAGGAUCUAAUGACUAUGAGAAAUGAAGGACGCGGGGUCUUGAGGAUCUUUAGCUCUAAAAUCUCAUGUGUAUUUACCUUUGACUUACUCAUGCCUCCUCUAUGAUGUGUGCCAUCCGUUUCUCUACAUAAACACAGUACGAUUCCAAGGAAAUUUUUAUAUAAUGGACAGAUCAGAUACAUCCGGUUUUGUUAGCGGUGGAGGUAGUUUAUUUGGUUUUACUUCUCUUGGUUUUUUCAUUUUAGUAUACAGCAUUUCCUGUUAAUAAUUCUGUAAAACCCCCUUCAAUCAGCUCACCCAACACUCGAUACGAAAAAACAUAGAAGCCAGAUAGAAUAGGGAUUUUUAUUGGUGACAGCAAAGGCAAAAUGUAUUCCUCUUUUGACUUCCAAAGGAAUGGUAAUGGUGGAACUGGAGAUACUACCCUGCGAUUGGAUUGCUUUGGAUAUGGAACUAUGGAAACUGGGAACAGCCAAAUGAACAGCAGUAGUCGGGGUAAAUGCAUGGAUGCUCCUGAUGAUGGGUGCAAGUUAGUACUUGGAUUGGGUCCGACACCGACUGCAUAUACUGGUGAAUGCUCAUCCUACAGAUUGGACAAAGUCGAAGGAAGAACAAGCGUAGUUGACCAGGGAGUGUUUUCUCAACGUGAUUCUAUUUUGAAACUUGGGCUCUCAGGUGGCACUGAUGCAGGUUCUAGUAUGCUCGAGUUUUCAGGUUCUACGAACAGCCCUUUCAGUGGAUCUCGUCGUCUAUCUGAUCAAUAUUUCUCAGAUGGUAACCGAACUGCAAUUCCUGUUGUUGAUGAUGAGGGUUCUACAUCCGCCAAGAAAUCAGGUGGCUACAUGACGGGACUUAUUUUGGCACCAUCGAAGGAAAGUUCAAAUAUUUAUUCAACAGAUAAGUUUCUUGAACUUGAUCCCAAGUUAUCUCAUUGCCAACAAGUUUCCCAGUUGAGUUCAGAGCCUUCGGCAGUCUCCGGCUACACUCUGAGCGCCAUGUCCGACCCUGGAAGUGCUGUGGUGUCUUCCGAUCAAAAAGGGUGUAGCAACUCAAAAAGAUGCAAGUUCUUGGGGUGUGCCAAAGGUGCCCGAGGAGCAACAGGUCUCUGUAUUAGCCAUGGAGGCGGACAACGAUGCCAGAAACCAGGAUGCAACAAAGGUGCCGAGAGCCGAACAGCAUACUGCAAAGCCCAUGGAGGCGGGCGAAGGUGUCAACAUUUGGGAUGCACUAAAAGCGCCGAAGGAAAAACCGAUCACUGCAUAGCUCACGGUGGAGGCAGACGAUGUGGAUAUCCAGGAGGAUGCACCAAAGCUGCGCGUGGCAAGUCCGGUUUGUGCAUCCGACAUGGCGGCGGUAAGAGGUGUAAAAUCGAAGGCUGCUGCCGCAGUGCCGAGGGCCAGAUCGGCCUUUGCAUAUCCCAUGGAGGCGGACGUCGUUGCCGCUUCACCGACUGCACAAAAGGAGCUCAGGGAAGCACCUUGUACUGCAAAGCCCACGGCGGCGGAAAACGCUGCAUAUUCGCCGGCUGCACAAAAGGCUCCGAAGGGAGCACGCCCCUCUGCAAAAGCCACGGCGGUGGGAAACGUUGCCUGUUCGACGGCGGUGGAAUAUGCCCGAAAAGCGUGCACGGAGGCACGAAUUUCUGCGUCGCCCACGGCGGAGGAAAGCGAUGCGCUGUUCCGGGAUGCACCAAGAGCGCCCGCGGCAGGACGGAUUGUUGUGUCCGGCACGGUGGCGGGAAACGGUGUAAGUUCGAGAACUGCGGUAAGAGCGCGCAGGGUAGCACGGACUUCUGCAAGGCCCACGGCGGCGGGAAGCGGUGCGGCUGGGGCGAUCAGAAGUGCGAAAAGUUUGCUCGGGGUAAGAGCGGGAUGUGCGCGGCGCACGCCAGCCUGGUUCAGGGCGGCGGCGGCGAUGCGAAGAGAGGAGGGAUGAUCGGACCGGGGCUGUUCCGGGGACUCGUUCCGGUUAGCGCAAAGAUGAGCUCGUCGUCGGGCGUUAGCGCAAUCUCGGAGUCGCCGGAGAAACGGCGGAGGAAACGGCAGCAGCUGAUCCCUCCUCAGGUAUUGGUUCCUAUGUCGAUGAAGUCGGUGUCUUAUUCUUCUUCUUCUUCAUCGUUCAACUCAAAUCCUGGAAAGAAGCAGCAGGUAAUGGAUUUGGAUUUGGAGGUGCCUGAAGGGCGAGUCCAUGGCGGCGGGCUCCUGUCGCUGCUUGGGGGAAAUAUUAGAAAUGCAAAUGCCGUUGGUGAAAUUAAUGGGAUUUGAACCCUCUCUUCUCCUUGUCCAAAAAAUUCUUAUUCUUGAAUCUUUGUUUGCAUGUCUGUCAUUUGAACUUGCAUGUUAUGUAUCUUGUGUAAAUUGCCUCA